Seriola aureovittata is the source of this 2637-nucleotide messenger RNA. Its product is annotated as class I histocompatibility antigen, F10 alpha chain-like. NCBI's taxonomy places the organism in Eukaryota, Metazoa, Chordata, Actinopteri, Carangiformes, Carangidae. Bases 106 to 1164 code for a protein of 352 amino acids. The record is from RefSeq and is a predicted model, not a curated record. Gene Ontology annotation, cellular component: external side of plasma membrane. The transcript is spliced from 8 exons. Gene Ontology annotation, biological process: immune response.
UUUACUUUGCUCUGGUGCUGGAGCUGGAAGCUCAGUGACUCUUCGACAGGAUAAAGACACACAGCAGUUGUUUUUCUCUCAGAGAUCAAGAUCUUCUCGGUCACAAUGAAUUCUCUGAUUUUCCUGCUUCUUGUGGGAAUAAACGGCGCCACAGCAGCGACUCACUCUCUGAAGUAUUUCUUCACUGCUUCCUCUCAAGUCCCAAACUUCCCAGAGUUUGUGGUUGUUGGGUUGGUUGAUGAUGUUGAGAUGUUUCACUAUGACAGCAACACCAGGAGAGCAGAGCCGAAACAGGACUGGAUGAACAAAGUGACACAAGAUGAUCCUCAGUACUGGGAGAAGAACACUGGGUCUGCUUUGGGUACCCAGCAGAGCUUCAAAGCCAACAUUGACAUUGCAAAGCAGCGCUUCAACCAAACUGGAGGAGUCCACGUUUACCAGCAGAUGUACGGCUGUGAGUGGGACGAUGACGCUAAAGAGGUUAAAGGAUUUAUGCAGUUCGGUUAUGAUGGAGAAGAUUUUGUAGCAUUUGACCUAAAGACACAGACAUGGAUCGCUCCAACACCACAGGCUGUCAUCACCAAACACAAGUGGGACAAAGACAACGCUUAUUGUGCACAGGCAGAGCAGUACCUGAACCAGAUCUGUCCUGAGUGGCUGAAGAAGUAUGUGAACUAUGGGAGGAGCUCUCUGCUGAGAACAGAGCUUCCCUCAGUGUCUCUCCUCCAGAAGACUCCCUCCUCUCCAGUCAGCUGCCACGCUACAGGUUUCUACCCUCACAGAGCUGUGAUGUUCUGGAGGAAAGAUGGAGAGGAUCUUCAUGAGGGCGUGGAAAAAGGAGAGAUCCUCCCCAACCAUGAUGAAACCUUCCAGAUGAGUGUUGACCUUUCAUCAGUCAAACCUGAAGACAGGGGGAAUUAUGAAUGUGUGUUUCAGCUCUCUGGAGUGAAGGAGGACAUCGUCAUCAAACUGGAGAAAUCAGUGAUCAAGACCAAUGAAGAGAAGUCCCCUCCCCUGAUCGCCAUCAUCAUCGCUGCAGUGGCGGUUCUCGCUCUCGUCAUCGCCGCCGUUGGAUUCUUCAUCUACAGAAAGAAGAGUGCCAAGCGUCCUCCAUCUCCUGUGAGCAACCCGGAGGUCAUGGAGCAACUGAAUCCAAGCGCCUGAGCAACAAACACUCCAGCCUGAACACAGUUCAUGGAGACAUUCAGCUCUGGAUCAAGGAGCCGUGUCCCCACAUGCUCCUCCAUGAACUGGGAAUUCACUGAUUAUUCAUCAAGCAAAACAUAAAUUCAUAGAGUCAGGGCUGGAAAUCUAUUGGUCGGAAUAAAGAGAACACAUAAAAAUGAAUUGACAAAUAUCAAAAAUAAAAGGUGAGAAUUUAGUUUAAAAUGAAAAAGUGGAAUUACCACUGAUAAAUAUUUGUUUAGACAUUGGUAAAUCAAAUGAUUAUUUUUUCUUUACUUGGGGAGAAAUUAAACAAUAACAUUCAAAUUAAUGAAAGCGUCACAGCUGUGUUCAAACACAGACAGUUCAUUUAGGAUUUAAGAUUUGUGUGUUCAUCUAAAACGAACCCACCAUAUUUACACUUUCAUAUUUCUGGUGUUGGGUUUUCUUGUAAAAUCAAUAUUGAUAAUACAAAUCUAAAUAUACAGAUAUAUAGACACACCCACACACACAUUGUACAUGCUUUCCCCUUGUCAUAUACAUACACCAGUGUCUGGCGAUAUGAUGAUGUCACCUGGAGAUAACUGGUUCCCUGUUGAAUAAAACCACAAUACUGAGAAUCAAUCAGCAACAUCCAAAAACAUGCAACAUGAAAUGGAGAUUAAGCAUGUGAUUGGCUUCCUGCCUGGGACUGACUCCAGGCCCCUCAGACUCAGCAGGAUAGAAAAUGGAUGGAUGCAGUUUUGCGUCACUGUGGUGAAUUAACUCUUUAACUGACACAUAUUUCCAUCUGGUCACUGCUGCAUCUCUAAACAGUCACUCAUUUAGUUUCCAGGAAAUAUACUACUUCAUAACUACACAUGAAGUAACAUCAAAUUACAUAUACAAUGAUAGGUGGUAUCAACGUCGCCCACUCCCAGACACACACACACACACAUACACACAUAUACACACACACACACACACACACACCCAGACACACACACACAAACACACAUAUACACACACACACACACACACACACACACACAAGCAUCAGUAGAACAUUUAUUUCCAUUUCCAUGUGUAAAUAUAUUCUGCUUGUAUAUUUUCUUUGAAACUGAUAAAAGUUCAAAUAUUGUUUCAUUUAGAUUCUAAUCAGGCCGAAGUGAAAAAUAAUUUAUGUCUAAGUUUUCCUUAAUGAAUGAAGAGUAUAUUGGUUUUUGUUCCAUAUUAUCCAUAAUUAGAUGUGUUUUAAACAUUAUGUUUUGAUUUUAUUGUUGAUUGUUAAAGGGCUGUGGGAUGUUUUAAGAUUCUCAGCACUGAUAGAAAACAUUUCCUGUUGGUGUUCAGGGACGAGGGACUGUUUCUCUCUCAGCUUCGCAAACAAAAUGACUUCCUGUGUCGGGUUAUACACAUGAAUGUUAAUGAACUUGCUGUUUCAUUCCCUUUGUACUUUUGUUUUGCUCCUUUAAUAAAGUCCCCAAAAUUCCA